CUCCGGCUGACCCACAAAUGUCUGAGAAGGAUAAAUGUAAGAAGGAUCCUUUGUGGUGGAAGUGACCCAAAUUCUCACCUGCAGCACAACAAAAGAGAUGUCUGAGAGCGAGCCAGCCGAGUAGAGGACUUACCUCUUUGACUGUGCGCUCCUCCUGCAGCCAUGAAUGGUGGAGCCAACGUAUGGGCCAUCACUCCGGAGGAGAGGGGGAAACAUGACAAACAAUUUGACUCCCUCGCCCCAAACCUCGGCUAUGUCUCAGGAGAACAAGCCAGGAACUUUUUUCUUCAGUCUGGCCUUCCUGCUUCUGUCCUGGCUGAUAUCUGGAACCUAGCUGACACGGACAGCGAUGGAAAGAUGGACAGACUUGAGUUCUCCAUCGCAAUGAAGCUCAUUAAAAUCAAGCUUCAGGGGAGGAGCUUGCCUUCGUCCCUUCCCAUGGUCAUGAAGCAGCUUCCGGUCUCCACUUCUGCUUCAGCCAUCCCUUCAUCACGUUUUGGAAUGGGUUCCUUGCCAAACCUGUCAGUUGGUUUGUCAUCCAUGUCAACCAUGCCCAUCCUAACACCCAUCCUGGCUAACCCCUCCAUGCCCUCUAUGCAACCCCUGGUGCCAACGCCAGUGGCUCCACCCCUGAUCCCCACACUCGGCAGUUGUGGACUACCCAACGGCAACAUCAGUUUCCUCACCUCACCAUUUGUUCCCAACAAUGCAGCACUCCCCGUCUCUGGUUUUUCAUCGCCUAUGGUUUUCUCUCCACCCACGGGCAUGUCAAAGGCCAACUCUCUUCUGGACUUGGGAUCCAGCAGCUCAAAUUCAUCCUCCACCACAUCACUGGCCAGUAACUCUCCUAAGAUGGGUUCAAGUGAUUGGGCCGUUCCACAGGCCUCAAGACUCAAGUAUCGCCAGCAGUUCAACACGCUAGAUAAGCUCAUGAGUGGCUACUUGUCAGGACCUCAGGUUAGAAAUGCACUGAUGGCUUCCAACCUAACCCAGACUCAGCUCGCUACCAUCUGGACACUGGCGGAUGUGGAUAAGGAUGGUCAGCUUAGAGGUGAUGAGUUCAUUUUGGCCAUGCACCUGGUGGAUAUGGCUAAAACGGGCCGCCCUCUGCCACUGUCACUGCCUCAUGACCUGGUUCCACCUUCUCUCAGGGGAGGAAUCAAGUCCAGUGAGCUUGUUAAUGGAACAGGACCCUACAUAACCCCAUGUUUGAUUGACACAAUAGAGGCAGAACCUCCACAAAAGACAAAGAGCAAUGUGUCCUUUGAGGACAAGCUGAAGGAAAACUUUGUCCGAGGCAGCGCCGAGCUGGAGAAACGCAGGCUGGCUCUGGAGGAAGAGCAGAGAAAGGAGAGGGAGCGAAGAGAAAGAGAGGAGCGUGAGGCCCAGGAACGUCGGGAGAGGGAGGCUCGAGAGCAGGAGAACCGAAGGAGGCUGGAGGAGGAGAGACAGAUAGAAAGGCAGAGAGAGAUGGACAGACAGAGAGAGGAGGAGAGGCUGAGAGAACUGGAGAGGAAGGAGGCAGCUAAACAGGAGCUGGAGCGCCAACGGAGGGAGGAGUGGGAGCGAGGAAAGAAAGAGGAGUUUAACCACAGGAAAGAAGGGGAGCUGGAAGAGAUCUGUCGACUGAGGGCUAAAAAGAAGAGUCUGGAGUUGGAGCUGGAGGCAGUGGGCAACAAGCACAAGCAGAUCUCAGACUGCCUCCGUGAAGCCCAGAGUAAGAGGAAGAUUCAGAAGGCAGAGGUGGACCUCAUCAAUCAGAAGAGAGAUGCACGCAUCACUGAGAUCAACGCGCUACAGCUUCAGUUUGAGGACUGGCAGAGGAAGCUUUCACAGCUGGUUCCAGAACAGCAGAGGCUGACUGAGAGGCUGCGGAACGUCAGCCUGAGCAAAAUGCCUUCGGUGACUGUGGCAUCUCUUGCUGGGAGUGUGAAGGAAAAAGGCGUGAACUGCCGGCGUUUGAAGGAUCAGCUCGAUGCCCUGGAAAGGGAAACGACCGAUAAACUCGCACAGAUGGAGCAGUACAACAAGGAGCUGAAGCUUGGGGAUAUGGAUGACUGUGUCCUGCGGGGCCUUCUGUCUCUGCUGGGCUGCCUCAGCCAGCUCUUCCUUCUAAUCAAGGAGCUGAGAGAAAAACAGGUGAAGCAGCAGACUGUCCUGGAUAACCUGUACAGAGUCAAAGAGGAGAAACUGAGGGAGCUGCACAUCUGCAGGGAGGAGGAGAGAGAAAGGAAGAGGAGGGAGGAAGAGGAGGCAACCAGACAGGCAAAGUUAGAGCAAGAACGGCUGGAACAAGAGAAGAAGAAAAAGGAGGAGGAGGAUGCUCGUCAGAGGAGGCUCCUGGAGGAACAACGGCUCAAACAGAGAGAGGAGGAGGAACGGGAGGCACAAGCACGUCUCAGAGCAGCUCAAGAAAAAGCUCAGGAAGAGGAGAGGAGAAGACAGGAGGAGGAAAAGAAGAAGAGGGAGGAGGAAGAAGAAGAGGAGAGGAGAAGGAAAGAAGAGCAAGAGCGAGCAGCUCAGCCCUCGCCCAGUCUGGCCACCUACAGAGCUCUGUACUCCUUCGUGGCUCGUAACGCUGAUGAGCUGAGCGUGGACGCAGACUGUCUGAUAGAGGUGGAUGAGCAGACGGUGGGUGAGCCCGGCUGGCUGUACGGGCAUUAUUGCAGAAAAAGGGGCUGGUUUCCCAAGAGUUACGCAGAGAAAUGCUCUACCACUUCACCCGCUGCGGACACUGCAGCUUCUUCUCCAGGACACCUCAGCAGUCCACCACAGCCUCUUACCACACUAGUCCAAGACGGGGAUAUAACGAACGAUUGUGCUGUUCCUGAACAUUCCGAUUCUUCACAGUCCUCAGCUCCUUUACUCGCUCGCGCCGUCUCCUCGUGGUCGCCCACCUCGGACACCCGCCUUAACCAGUCUGCGGGCGACGACGUCACAGCGCUGCUGAGCUUCUCCCAGGGUGACAUCAUCAGCGUGCUGCAGCAGAAAGAAGACUGGUGGUUGGGGCAGCUCAACUCGACGCAAGGAUGGUUCCCCAAAAGCUACGUCACUCUGGAGGCGGGCGGCGGGGCGCAUGUUGACGCGUAUGAUGCAUCAGACGCCGCUCAGCUGGAGGAGUACGUGGCCUUGUACACCUACGAGAGCCCGGAGGUCGGGGACCUGACGUUUGUUGAGGGGGAUGUUGUUAUGGUGACGGAGCGAGAAGGGGAAUGGUGGCGAGGAUGCAUCGGAGACCAGACGGGAGUUUUCCCUUCAAACUACGUCCGACCCGUUGAUCCAGAGGCAGCAAGGACUGGAGGGUCUUCUAAGAAGCCUGAGAUCGCUCAGGUGGUCACCGCCACCAUUGCUCCAACUGUGCAUCAGCUGCCUGUGUUGCCCGGGCAACUCAUUGUGGUCCUGGCCAAGAACUCCACCAGCUGGUGGCUCGGGGAACUGCAGGCCCGAGGUAAGAAGCGACAAAGAGGCUGGUUUCAUUCCUGUCACGUCAAACUUUUGGGUCCUUCCAGCACUAAGUCAUCCCCGUCUCCUCUGCCAGUGUGCCAAGUUAUUGCGAUGUACGACUACACGGCAGCCAAUCAGGAUGAGUUAAGCUUCUCCAAAGGUCAGCUGAUCAAUGUUCUGGACAAGACCAACCCUGAUUGGUGGAAAGGAGAGGCCAAUGGCGUCACAGGCCUGCUGCCCACCAACUACAUCAAGAUGACCACAGAAUCCGACCCCAGCCGCCAAUGUACAGCAGAUUCCUCACUCAUGCCAGAACGUGGAGAGACUGUAAGAGAUGGGUGUGCCGACCUGAUGACGCUGGACACCAUGCCCCCCCAGGAGAGGAAGAGACAGGGAUACAUCCACGAGCUCAUCCAGACUGAGGAGACGUAUGUGGAGGACCUGGAGCUGGUGAUGGAGGUCUUCUAUAAUCCCAUGUCUGAAUCAAAUCGACUGACAAAAGAUGAAAUAGGAGUGAUCUUUGUGAACUGGAGGGAGCUGAUCAUGUGCAACACCAAACUGCUGAAGGCCCUGCGUGUCCGUAAGAAGACUGGUGGAGAGAACAUGCCGGUGCAGCUGAUCGGGGAUGUGUUGGCGUCGGAGUUGGCCCACAUGCAGCCCUACAUCCGCUUCUGCUCCUGCCAACUCAACGCCGCCGCCCUCCUGCAGAGCAAAACCAUCAACCAGCCUGAUUUUAAACAUUUCCUGAAGAAGAUCGCCACAAACUAUCGCUGUCGAGGAAUGCCGCUGCCCAGCUUCCUGCUCAAGCCCAUGCAGAGGAUCACACGCUACCCGCUACUUAUAAAGAGCAUCCUGGACCACACCCCAGACGGUCACGCGGAUCACGGGCCGCUGAGGGAAGCGCUGGAGCGAGCAGAGGAGUUGUGCUCGCAGGUGAACGAGGGGGUCAGGGAGAAGGAGAACUCGGACCGGCUGGAGUGGCUGCAGAACCACGUGCAGUGCGAGGGACAUAUAGAGCAUUUGGUCUUUAACUCUCUGACGAACUGCCUCGGGCCUCGCAAGUUCCUGCACAGCGGCCGGUUGUACAAAACCAAAAGCAGCAGAGAGCUCUGGGUUUUUCUCUUCAACGACUUCCUCCUGUUCACACACAGCGCCAAACCCUUCUCCUCAUCCGGACCCGACAAGCUGUUCAGCCCCAAAACCAACAUCCAGCUAAAGAUGUACAAAACGCCGCUCUUCCUCAACGAGGUUUUGGUGAAGAUGCCACCCGACCCCUCCAGCGACGAACCUCUUUUCCACAUCUCGCACAUCGAUCGCGUCUAUACCCUGAAAGCGGAGAUGCUGAACGAGAGGACAGCGUGGGUCCAGAAGAUUAAAGCGGCGUCAGAGUACUUCAUCGAGACGGAAAAGAAAAAGCGAGAGAAGGCCUACCAGGCGCGUUCUCUGAAGAUGAGCGGAAUCGGCCGAUUGCUGGUGACCGUCACUGAAGCUCAGGAGCUAAAGGCCUGUAAACCCAACGGUAAGAGUAAUCCAUACUGCGAGCUGACGAUGGGAGCGCAGUGCUACACCUCCAGGCCGAUAAGCGACACCCUGAACCCCAAGUGGAACUUUAACUGCCAGUUCUUUGUCAAGGAUCUGUACCAGGAUGUCCUGUGCAUUACUGUGUUUGAGAAAGACCAGUUCUCUCCAGAUGAUUUCCUGGGUCGGACAGAAGUUCCCGUUGCAACCAUAAAGAAAGAGAUGGAGAGCAAAGGUGCUGCAAACCGUCGCCUGCUGCUCCACGAAGUUCCUACAGGAGAAGUGUGGGUGAAGCUGGACCUGCAGCUUUAUGAAACGGCCAAAUGAGUGAGAGUCCUCAGACCAGCCCAAUAACCUGUGCAAUUCUUAUUUUUUUUUUUUUAUUUAUUAUUAUUGCUGGGUUGUUCACGCUUGCUAAAGUGGAUCCAGGUGACCUUCAUGCUGAUCCUUUGCCCUCUUGAACCUCUAAGGUCAAACAUGUCAUUUUAAGUCAACUGGGCUUGUGUUUAAUAAGUCAAUCAUGAUGUUUGUUAUCAAAUUUACAUUAAAAAAUGACUUUUUCCUUUU
Messenger RNA from Thalassophryne amazonica, 5529 nucleotides. It is a transcript of the gene itsn2a, whose product is annotated as intersectin 2a. The record is from RefSeq and is a predicted model, not a curated record. The transcript has 40 exons. Gene Ontology annotation, molecular function: calcium ion binding; protein binding; guanyl-nucleotide exchange factor activity. The coding region runs from base 163 to 5289 and encodes 1708 amino acids. Gene Ontology annotation, biological process: positive regulation of Rho protein signal transduction. NCBI's taxonomy places the organism in Eukaryota, Metazoa, Chordata, Actinopteri, Batrachoidiformes, Batrachoididae.